UUUGCUACGAUCGGAAAUCAUGCCAAGGCGCAACUCGCACAUCCGCAGAGUUUCUAUAGCUAUUGCAAGUUGCAGGUAGGACAUGGUCGUCUACGCCAUUUUUAAAAGGAGCUCAGUCGCCAAUCAACCGCGGUAGGGUGCACUUGGUACCUCGCCGCGAAUAUUGCAUCAGGCUUGUAACUUUUUCCCACGAUUAAUGUUGCCAUACAGGCAUUUCACGAUGACGACAGUGUAAGAAUUUGUUUGAAACUCUUCACUGAGUGUAUAACGGGGGUGUUGAUAGAAGUAUUCAUAGGAGGUACUAGCACAAGAAACAUGUCCAGUGCAACACAAAUGUCUAGUGGGCUCAGUAAGCUUAAAAAAAAACAUUUUCGUGUUAAACAUCAAAAGGUCAAGCUGUUUCGUGCAAAUGAACCUCUUCUUAGUGUUUUCAUGUGGGGUGUCAAUCACACGAUAAAUGAGCUUAGUCAUGUUAAUAUACCAGUAGUGCUCCUGCCAGAUGAUUUCAGAGCUUAUAGCAAGUUAAAAGUGGAUAAUCAUCUUUUUAACAAGGAAAAUAUGCCCUCACAUUUUAAGUUUAAAGAAUAUUGUCCUCUAGUAUUCAGAAAUUUACGGGAAAGAUUUGGUAUAGAUGAUUUGGACUAUAAGGAAUCAAUGACAAGAUGUCGGGCAUUUAAUCCUUCCUUAUCAGAGAGGCAUUGGAAUUUGACUAGGAAUGGGAAGACUCAUAAAUUGGUUCAGCAUUCUGCUACUGCUCCUUCAAUAAUUUUUCCUUCUUCUCCUGUUCUUUCACAAAUUCCAGUCCUAAGUAAACCACUACGUUCCUACAGUUUUAAACCAAAGCGGCUGAGGUCACAACCCAUAUUAGAGGAUUCAUCUGGGAAAAGUGGUGCAAAAUUUUAUCAGUCUUAUGAUAAACUGUUUAUUAUCAAAACUCUUACAAGGGAAGAAGUGGAAAGGAUGUAUUCGUUUUUAAAACAUUAUCACCCAUAUAUCGUGGAAAGGCACGGAAAAACUUUGUUACCUCAGUAUCUUGGCAUGUACCGUUUAACAGUAGAUGGAGUUGAACACUACGUCGUUGCCAUAAGAAAUGUAUUUUCAAAUCAUUUGACUACGCAUAAAAAAUUUGAUCUAAAAGGCUCAACAGUAGAUCGUGAAGCAUCUGACAAAGAAAAGGAAAAAGAUUUGCCUACUUAUAAAGAUAAUGAUUUUGUUAAAGAGGGAACGAAAAUUUACAUUGGCGAAGAAGCAAAAGCUAAACUUAUAGAAACAUUAACCGCCGAUGUCGACUUUUUAACAAAAUUGCAUUUGAUGGAUUAUUCCUUAUUACUUGGAUUGCACGAUUGUGCACGAGCCGAGCAAGAAAACAGAGAACGUGCUGAAAGAGAGGAAGAAGAGGAUAAUCACGAAGAAGAAGAUGAUAGUGAGUCUGGAAGUGGACUUGAUUCCCGAGGUCCAAUGGGAGAUCGUCUAUGGGGUUGGAGCGGCGUUGCAGGUAUGGCAACGCCUCCUGAAUCACCACAUGCCGCGUUGGUUCGCGACACAAGUUUACAAUAUGAAGAUGCAAUAAUUCCUGAAUUAGAUAUUUAUGCGAUUCCUAGUAAAGAAGGUGCACCUACAAAGGAAAUUUAUUUUUUAGCCAUAAUUGAUGUGCUAACUCAUUAUGGUGUACGUAAGCAAGCAGCAAAGGCAGCUAAAACAGUGAAGUAUGGUGCUAACGUCGAUGGUAUAUCAACCUGUGAUCCAGAACAAUAUGGCAAGCGAUUUAUAGAAUUCAUGAGCAAAGCUAUAGAAUAAGCUCGUUAUUCAUUGUUGUUAAGCUUGUAAAUUUGGACCGCUUAUUCAAAAGUCAUGAUGACACUAUCAUUUUUACGUUUAUGUUUAGUGCAUUGAACAUUUGUUCCUCGCACUUUGAUGUUUGAUUAUAAAUAUCUUUAUUUGAUAUGUACUGUUAUUUAGUCAGUACUGUCGAUUAUAUAUUUCAGUAUUCCUUAUGACAUUUACAACAAACUUAGAAGCAUAACAGAAUUUCAUGGAUUACAAAAUUUUAGAUCUGUGGAGAAUUUUUUUUCAGGGAAUGUUUAAUAAGUUUUUUAUACCAUUCCUCAGUAUUUAAUUAAAAUUUUUCUAUAAAGACAAUUGUCAAAUUAUUUAUUUAUCAGAUCUCACGAAAAGUUCUAUCGUUUUUCAUAUUGGUGAAAAAACAAUUGUUAUUGUAUAGAGUGGGCCAAAAGUUUCUUUCCACUUAUUUUUUUUAAAUAAAACAUCAAACUAUAAAAAAACUAAUUUUAUUAAUUUUAAAUUAAAUUUAGGUUCAAACAUGAUUAUGUUUUAAAAAUUAUUUCUUUCAAAUGUUGAUCGCUGGAACGUUCGCAAAUUUAUUUUAGUAGAAAGUAAUUUUUGGUCCACCGUAUAUAAUAAUUUUUAUUAGUAAAACAUUACAUUUAUUGACCUUCUUUAGUUUACAGAUACCUUUAGUAUGUCAAUUUAGUUUACAAUAUGAGUGUAGCUCGUUUUUGAUAUUUUUUUCUAUUAAUAAAGUCUUUUUUUGCUGAAGUAGCUGCUCAGUAGCUUUUUGCUAAAUAAUAAAUAUUUUCGAUAAUGUUACGUAAAAUAUACGAAAAACUUGCAACGAAAUAGAAACUGAUUUUUCUUAUUCGAGGAUAAUGCACGAUAAGAACCAUAAUUUUUAAUAAAAUGAUUAAAGAUUUAUAGUAGGAACUUCUACUUCAUCUGUCAUAUUUUCCCAACAGAUUAUCACUUUUUUCGUGAUCUAGCCAAAAGACUAUUGACAAAAAAUAAAAUUUUAUACUAAAAGUAUCUAUAGACUAUUAAAGAAAAUUAUUGAAUAUGAUAGAAUUUAUUUUAAUGAAUAAAAGUUAUUAUGUAGUCAAACAAUUGUGUUUCACCAAUAUGAAAUACGACAAAACUUCGCGGGACCUGAUGUUUUAUCUUUAUUUUAACAAACUAACAUUAAUUUUUGUGCAUUAUGUGUACAAACAGGAACACGUAAAAAUUGUAUUAGAAAAUUUUAUUGUAGGUAAUGUUUUAUUUUGUGAGCUGCUACUCAAUGUAAUAUUCAAAAAUAUAAUUUUUUUAAUUAUUAAUUAUUAAUAAUAUUAGCAAUUUUGUUACAUUAAUUUUUUUUAUAUAAAUAUCUAUUUCUAAUAGAAAAAUGUAUCAUAUAUUGUUUUUGGUACACAUAAUGUGCUAUAAAAGUUGCAUUAAUUAUCGUCAUUUGACAGUGAAUGAUAUGUAAUACUAGUUUAUUAAAAAGAAUUAAAAUUAAUGUUGAUGUUACAUAUGAUAAUCACAAACGGGAUACGUGUUUCACGAAGGAAGCCUACAUUUAUUAUGAAAAGUCUCUCCAAUUUCAUUAAAACGAAUUAUAAUGCUUCUGGUCUAGUGUCUGUGGUGUUGUUUGGAAUGUUUAAAUAUUUGAGGUAGAAUAUAAUGGCUUUUACAGUGAGAAAUUUCAUUUUUGGUAGGUUUGAGAGAGAGAGAGAGAGAGAGAGAGAGAGAGAGAGAGAAAGAGAGAGAAUUAAUAUAUUAUAUGCGCAGAAGAUACUAUAGUAAGAGCUUGAAACUUCAAAAAAAUGAUAGUAGAAGUUAAAGUCUGUAAAUGUUACCUCGUUGGUCAUUUCAGUUACCGCGAAUUGAUGUUAAGACUAUCGAUUCGUUUAGUUCAUGAAGUACAUUUACAGGGAACAAAACAAAGUACCUAUUGUGCGUGAUACAUGUGUCCUUUAAUUUGUAAAGUGUCAAAUUUAGCCGAUGAUUUCAUUAGAAAAAUGAAAUAAAGAAGUACAUAUGGAAUAUAUUUUUUGACGCAUUAGGAAUGAAAUGCUCAUUUAUUAUUUCAUUCAUGAGAAGAAUAUAUUAUAUUUAACUAUGUUCGUUUUCUUUUUUAAAUUAUUUAAAAUUAAUUUGUUGAAAAUGUAUUUAUUUUUGGACAGUAUAUGAAGUAACAUAAUGUUUCUUUGUAUCAUUCGAGUCUGAAUGCGUCAAGCUUCGGUAUAAUUAUUAGCACAAGAUCAUCUUGCUUAAUAUUUUCAAUGCAAGGUAACUUAAUAAUGCAACUUCACUUUUUUAAUCAAUAAACUUAUAUAAUAAAAAAUACUAUUUUAUUAAUUAUAUUUUAAGAUCGUAUAUCAUUGUAUUAUGUUAAAGCAAAACGGACAAUGUAUCAUUGCAUAAUACUCUAUCCUUAAAUAUUCUAAUAAUCGAUUUUUUAUAAUUUGUUAAAACUGAUCAUAAUAUAACGACUAAUUACUUUACUAAUUAAGGUAUUCAUCUAGUCUCGAUACUUUAUAUGAUUUUAUACAUUGCAACAUAUUGGAAGAACAACAAAAGUAAAUGAAAAUGCAUAUUGCUAAAGGUGUGUUACAAAAGAACAGUUAUUACAAUUAUAAAAAUACGCUCAAUUUCUGUAAUACUAUAGAUUCUAUAAAAGAAAAUAUAAAUUGUUUUGUUAA
This is a messenger RNA of Frieseomelitta varia, 4475 nucleotides long. It is a transcript of the gene PIP4K, whose product is annotated as phosphatidylinositol 5-phosphate 4-kinase type-2 alpha. The record is from RefSeq and is a predicted model, not a curated record. The transcript has 9 exons. Bases 316 to 1797 code for a protein of 493 amino acids. Gene Ontology annotation, molecular function: phosphatidylinositol kinase activity. Gene Ontology annotation, biological process: phosphatidylinositol metabolic process. NCBI's taxonomy places the organism in Eukaryota, Metazoa, Arthropoda, Insecta, Hymenoptera, Apidae.